CGCGGCUGCGGGCGGGCGGGUGACGGGAGAAGGACACCGGGAGCAGCUAAAAGCAGUGGAGAGGACGCCCAGAGAGACGAACGGAUCUACUCGCCCCUGAGGACAAGAAGAUGCUCUCCGUGGCUUUCACCAUGGGGGUCCUGCUGGCCCUGGUGGGUAGCACGGCCACCCACAGAUGUGUUGGCCCGGACCAACUGGUCUCCGAGCUGCUCCAACGCCUGGAGGACUCCGUCAACGUGGAGGAGCCGCCCAACCCCAGUGUCCUGCUGGCCAUGAACCUGGCCGGGGCCACCGAUGGUGGCACCCACAAGUGGCUGCUCCAGGAGAUAAAGGAGGAGGCUGUGAAGAAAGCCCACAAGGACAUGACCUCUGGCCAGGUGGCUCUGUCCGUGCUGGCCCUCCUUUCCUCCUGCCAGAACCCCCAGCACGUCCAUGCCCUGGGGCAGACCAUCGACCUUCUCCACAUCCUGCAGAAGAAAACGCAGGAGGAGUUGGCCAGUAUGGAUGUGGAUGGUGUCCCCAAGACCACGCUGUACAGCUUGAGCCUGGACACCUUGGGCUUGUGCCUGGGGCGGGUAGGCCAGUACGAAGAGGCAUCCAUGGCCCUGGCCAAGCAAGUACUGAGCCCCACGAGCCAGCUCUCCGUGGACACCCGUGCCGUGGCGGCACUGGCCAUGGCGUGCACCUACCACCAGACGGACCUCGGAGCUUUACAGGACCUGCUCUGGGAGGCGGUGUCGGUGGUGACCAACGGCUUCCUGGAUGAGCAGGAGAAUAAGGAUGGCAUGAUAGGCAACAUCUACAGCAUGGGGCUGGCCCUGCAGGUGCUGGGCUCCACGGAAAAGUUUUACGCCCCUCGGGAGUGGGAUUGCGCCCAGGCUUUCUCCGUGGUCUACAGCCAUGACUACCGCCAGCCCAUGGCCAUCGCCCAGGUCCUGCCAGCCCUGGUGGGCAAAUCCUACCUGGAAGCUGCUAGCCUGAACUGUGCCGCCAGCAGCAGGGUGUCCCCAAGCCAACAGUCCCCAAAGCUGGCUCCAACCGGGGGUCACAGAGGUCCCACCCAGAGCCUCUCCAACCCCCGUGGGGAGGACGUGAUGGAAUUCAACAAGGCCCUCAUCGAGGUGCACUACUCCAUCAUCAACAAGCUGCAGGGCAAGCACUUCAGCAAAUCCAUCUCCGUGUGGGUCCCGGAGGGCUCCACGUUGCUCAAGGUGCUGCAGGCAGCCGAGGAGAAGGAACCCCAGGUCUUUAGCUUCCAGACGGAGCAGACAUCCUGGGGCCCCAUGGUGGUCUCCAUCCACGGGCUGGCGGCCAACCCAGAGGACAGAACCUACUGGCAGUUCCUCAGCGGGGAGGACGCCCUGCAGGAAGGGGUUGGCACCUACAAACCAAGGGACGGGGAGCACAUCCAGGCUGUCUUCAGCGGCCCUGGGAGCCUUGAUGGGACACGGAGGCGGAGUGGGGACACGGUGGAGGGACAUAGUGGACGGACAUGGUGGAGGAACAUCGUGGAGGAACAUGGUGGGGUGUCCCCCACGGUACCGGGCCUACCCGGAACUAAGGUUCCCCUCCGCAUUUCCGGGGGGUUGCGCCUCCGGGACGGACCGCAGUUCCCGGAAGUGUCUCCCCCCGGACGGCCCCGCGGUGGGACCCCAUGGCGGCGCCCUAAGGGCCACUUCCGGCGGUGGCGGUGGCGGUGGCGGGGCCCCGUCAUGUGGCGAUGGCGGCUCCUGCGGCCGCUGCCGGUUGGAGGAGGACGCUCGUGCCCGGUGCCCCUGUGGCGUUGCGUUGGGUGCCCACCUUGCUCCUCUCCCCUCCCACCAGCCCUCAUCGAGGUGCACUACUCCAUCAUCAACAAGCUGCAGGGCAAGCACUUCAGCAAAUCCAUCUCCGUGUGGGUCCCGGAGGGCUCCACGUUGCUCAAGGUGCUGCAGGCAGCCGAGGAGAAGGAACCCCAGGUCUUUAGCUUCCAGACGGAGCAGACAUCCUGGGGCCCCAUGGUGGUCUCCAUCCACGGGCUGGCGGCCAACCCAGAGGACAGAACCUACUGGCAGUUCCUCAGCGGGGAGGACGCCCUGCAGGAAGGGGUUGGCACCUACAAACCAAGGGACGGGGAGCACAUCCAGGCUGUCUUCAGCACCUACUGAUGGCACCAAGGGACCACCGGACCCUCCAUGAAGGCAAUAAAGAACCAUUAUCAGCACAGUC
Calidris pugnax (ruff) is the source of this 2208-nucleotide messenger RNA. RefSeq names its product gastric intrinsic factor (gene CBLIF). The record is from RefSeq and is a predicted model, not a curated record. Bases 111 to 2147 code for a protein of 678 amino acids. Gene Ontology annotation, molecular function: cobalamin binding. NCBI's taxonomy places the organism in Eukaryota, Metazoa, Chordata, Aves, Charadriiformes, Scolopacidae. Gene Ontology annotation, biological process: cobalamin transport. The transcript is spliced from 13 exons.